GGGAGAGGUUGGGAGAGUCACCGAACCGAAGGCCUUGGGCAGUGGGCGCCUAGGUCGCAGCACGGGAGCCAGCGAGGGCCUAGUGCUGACGGCGGCCUUUGAUCUACGCGGUGUGUGGACGGAUAGCUGACCCAGGUGUGUUGACGCCAAUGGCAGCCAUGGGGCCACCCACCCGGGGCUCAGUGGAAAUGGAAGAGGUAACUUCCGAGUCUGCAGACAGGAGGAGAUGAAGGAAGAUUGUCCACACAGUUCUCAAGUGCCUAUCAGUGACAGCAAAUCCAUCCUAAAGUCAGAGCUCUUAACCCUGCUGAAAACCUACAACUGCUACCAUGAGGGCAGAAGCUUUCAGCUGAGGCACCAAGAGGAAGAAGGAGCUCUGAUCAUCGAGGGGCUCCUCAACAUUGCCUGGGGUCUGAGGCGGCCCAUCUGGCUUCAGAUACAGGACGACAGGGAGCCAGUGUACCACUCCUCAGCGUCAUUGGUGCCUGGACAGUCCAGCUACCACUUAAAGAAACCACCUCUUAAGGAUGGCAGGGUCUCUGCCCAGAAGCCAAGCAUUCAGCCCUCAGAGCACAGGGCUGAGAGUUCCAGAGACAGCUCAGAGCCCCUGGAGGAGGACAAGGAGGUCCCACAGCUGAUGCAUACCAAAAGUGAUGCAGGCUGUGUGAUCCAGAGGAGGCCCAGGUGCUGCACGCCCAGCGAGACCCAGAGGAUCUGGCAACACCGGUUCUCUAUCAGUGGACACUUUUACAACCACAAGACCUCCAUAUUUACUCCUGCGUAUGGGUCCGUGACCAAUGUGAGGGUCAACAGCACCAUGACUACCCUAAAGGUGCUCACCCUGCUGCUGAACAAGUUCCGAGUGAAAAAUAGCCCCAGUGAGUUUGCCCUCUACAUUGUUCGUGAGUCCGGGGAGCGGACAAAAUUAAAAGACUGUGAGUACCCACUAAUUUCCAGAAUCCUGCAUGGGCCAUGUGAGAAAAUUGCCAGGAUAUUUCUGAUGGAAGCCGACUUGGGAGAGGAAGUUCCCCAUGAUGUUGCUCAGUACAUUAAGUUUGAAAUGCCGGUGCUGGACAGUUUUGUUGAAAAAUUAAAAGAAGAGGAGCAAAGAGAAAUAAUCAAACUGACCAUGAAGUUCCAAGCCCUGCGUCUGACGAUGCUGCAGCACCUGGAGCAGCUGGUAGAGGCCAAGUAGACAGCCAUCGCCUCCCUCUUCCAAGGCCAGCAGCCAGUGUAUACUGAGUGCCAGUGACCAGGCCCUGAUUGACAGCCACCACCUGAGGAAUCCAGCACCUAUGCUUCCACCUGCCCAUCUGCCUAAGUCCCAUAAGUCUCAUAUUCCUGGCUCUUGGCUCCACAGUGAAUGCUUACAGGACCCAGACACAGGCAUGAGCAGCAGGAACUGGCAGCAAACAGCCCUGACUCUGGCACCAGCCACAUUAUGUGGCUGGAUAACAUGAGUAGCUCUGUUCACACCCCACCACUCCUGAUUAGGAGAGCAGUAACCUACCCAAGCCCCUGGAGGGUGGGCUCCAUCUGUUUUCCUGGUUUCUGCCUCAGAACUCCCUCAGGGCCAUGGUCCAUGUCCUCAUGGGCCAGAUGAACCAUGAGAUCCCUGUCUGUCUUCACUUCAUGCUGCCAUACAUGACUUCUGCUGGGAAAAACAGGCUGCCUGCAGGUAUGGAAUAUGCCCUGCUCCCAGCCAUCACUUCACCAUGGCCUCCAAGCAUCUGAUAUCACCCAUGAGCCUCACACAGCCCAGCACCUCAGAGGUGGAGGCCAGACAAGGAAUAAGACCAUAAGUAUUGUGUCUUCUCUCUGCAGCACUAACAACUUCUUCAGCCAUUCCUGAAGGAAUUCUUAUAAGGAACUCACUGCAAAAAAAACAUGCCAAUUUGAUCACAUGGAGGAGGUGGCCCAUGUAGUAUUAAAAAUAUGACAUCCCAUUUGGGCAAUAGUCCAGGGUCCAGCAGCUGCCUGGCAGCAGCUCAAGAAGGCAGUGAUCACUCCUUAUGUCCACUGCCCCUCUCUAGGCUGUGUCCCUCUGCUCUCAGUACUUCCUGUCAAAGGGGUGCAAUAAGGAGAAAUGUCAGUUUGAAGAGAAAUGGCUUUGAAUUCCCUGGGUCUGUAUACUGAACAAUUUGGGUUUGUCAGCUGAUGGAAAAUUUCUAAACCAAAUAAGAAGUCCUUUGCAAAAUUAUGCAGCAGAUUACAUUAGUCAUGUAUUUGUCAGCAAGCUGAAGACCAAAUUCUUUUUCCAUUGUGGCCUGUAGAUAGCAUACAUAAAGGGGAAGAAUCACAAUAGCUUCCAAUAUGGGUGGGAUUCCAUCUCUGUUUCCAGUAGUGUCUCCUCACUGGCACCCAUGAAGAGCAGAGAUUGGGGGCUGCCAUGCUGUGUAGACCCACUGUUCAGGGUAAACUCUAGGUAGGAUAUGUCCUGCCAUCUUCAUUGUCACAGAGGCAUGCAGAGAGGUACAGGGUUGCCCUGCCACAGUUUCUGUUGUCUGCCUCCUAUGAUAGCACAGUUUCCUAGGCGCUCAAUAAGGGUGUGCUCUACUAAAUGGAAGGAGUCAGGACCAAGCUUUCUUCUCAUUUAUGUGUGUCUCCCCUAAGCCCCAGCUAUAAUUUCUGAAACUCCUACCCUGCACAAUAUAUAGCUGAAUUUGGCAGAUGAGCCAGAGUGGAGCCCCAAGUCUGCUCUUAACACUGACCUAACUCCUUCAUUUCUGUGCACAUCCUGGGGAUUGGUGUGGGACCUGAGGACAGAGGCAACCACAGGGCAUGGAGGAGGAAUCAUUGGUGGCAGUCUAUGGGUGGCCUGGACAGUAAACAACAGAGACACUCCAAAUCACAGAUUCUCAACAUCAGGAAUCUUCCAGGUAGGGGCUCAGGUGGGAUGGCGGCAAGGCUUAGAAGAGGGUAGAAAGCAGCCCCCCCCCCAAGUCAUUUUACUUCCCAGCCCAUAUUUACAAUCUCGGGAUAGCUACCAUCCAUUGUUCAGCAGUAAUUGAGUGACUACCUUGUACAAGGCCUCUGCCCAGCCCUGGAGGGACAAAGACAGAACCACACUCCAUGGCAUGUUCAGGGUUCUCACCAGGAGAAGCAGCAAGACACCCUGAGGGUCAGGGACCAGUAGAGGAAAGAACCAGUGAAAGUUCCUGGAAGGGGGCCUAAGGCUGAACCUGAGUAAUUAAGACUAUGUGUAGAAUUCCAGCUCAAGAGACAUCUGCCAGUAUAAGCAGACCAGGGGCUGGCACAUAGGAUGCUAUGGAAUCAGGAACCCUUCUGUGAGCACUCACCAUUUUUUUGUUGUUGUUUAUUUUUGAGUGAUGGUGAGGGUGGAAGGUUUUUUUUGCAAUUUUUACAAUAUUAUUUAAUCAUUGUCUAGAUAAGUGUCACUUUAAAAUAGACACCACUGGUUAACUUUUUAAAAUCAUUUUUUAUUGUUCAAUUACAGUUGUCUCCAUUUUCCCACCACUUUCCCACGUCCUACCACCCCUACCUCCCACCCUCCAUCCUCCCCCCACUUUGGCUUUGUCAUUGGGUCCAUUACACAUGUUGCUUGACGACUCUUUCGCUUCUUUCUCCCAUUAUCUCCUUCCCCCCUCCCUCUGGUUACUGUCAGUGUGUUCAUUAUUUCAAUGUCUCUGGUUACAUUCUGCUUGCUUGUUUGUUUUAUUGAUUAGGUUCCACUUAUAGGUGAGAUCAUAUGGUAAUUAUCUUUCACCGCCUGUCUAACUUCACUUAGCGUAAUGCUCUCCAGUUCCAUCCAUGUUGUUGCAAAGGGUAGGAGCUCCUUUCUGCUGCAUAGAAUUCCAUCGUGUACAUGUACCACAGUGUUUUGAUCCCCUCAUUUACUGAUGGGCACUUAGGUUGCUUCCAGCACUUGGCUAUUGUAAAUUGUGCUGCUAUGAAUAUUGAGUGCAUAGGUUCUUUGGAAUUGGUGUUUCAGUGUUCUUAGGUUAUAAUUUCAGCAGUGGAAUUGCCAUUCCAGCAGUGGAAUGGCAGUUCCAUUUUUAGUUUUCUGAGUAAAUUUAUACUGUUUUCCACAGUGGCUGCACCAGUCUGCAUUCCCACCAACAGUGCACUAGGGUUCCCUUUUCUCUACAGCCUUGGCAGCACUUAUUACUUGUUGAUUUGUUUAUGAUGGCCAUUCUGAUUGGUAUGAAGUUGUGUCUCAUUAUGGUUUUAACUUGCAUUUCUCUGAUGGCUCAUGAUGCUGAGCAUCCUUUCAUAGGUCUCUGGGCCCUCUGUAUGACCUCCUUGGAGAAAUGUCUGUAUAUGUCAUUGGUAUUUUGAUAGGGAUUAUGUUGAAACUAUAAAUUACUUAGGUAGUGUGGACAUUUUGGUGAUGUUAAUUCCUCCAGUCCAUGAACAUGGUAUGUGCUUCCAUUUGUUUGUGUCUUCCUGAAUUUCUUUCUUCAGUGUUGUAUAGUUUUCUGAGUACAGGUCUUUGACCUCCUUGGUUAAGUUUAUUCCUAGGUACUUUGUUUUUCUUGUUGCUAUAGCAAAUGGGAUUUUUUUCCUGAUUUCAUUGUUGGUAUACAAAAAUGCCUUUGAUUUCUGAAUAUUGACUUUGUAUCCUGCUGUUUUGCCAAAUUCACUUAUUAGGUCAAAUAGUUUUUGGUGAAGUCUAUAGAAUUUUCUAGGUACAUUAUCAUGUAAUCUGCAAACAGUGACAGUUUUACUUUCUUUUUUCUAAUUUGGAUGACUCAAAACAUCUGAAUAUCAUAGCUAAGAAACUCACUAGCACAAGAAAAGGGAAGAUGUACAGGAAAGGGGAAAUGUCCACUUCUACCAUAACCUUGGGGUCUACCAAUCCUUUUUAUCAAUGUUGUAAUUGUUCUCAGAGGGAAUUUGAAAAUCUGCUUAAUUCAGCUCACUAUGAUACCAGUUUCAAACUUUUCUCCACAAGGUUCUAUGGGAGCUCCAGGUUCCUCUCUCCACAGAUUAUACAGUAUUUCUCAGAUGCUCCUUUACUAACUAGUAUCUCAGGUAAUAAAUGUACCCAAGAUAAAGUAAAGAUUCCUUUGAGACCAUGUCCUCUCCUAAAAUAGGACUGUCUUCCCAGGCCAGAGCUUAGGCACCAGAAAAAAAUAAUUAACACAUGAUGAAAUCAACAUGAUUGCAAAAGAAAAAUUGGACUCAGGAAGAACAGGGUGGUUUGGCCAGAACGAAUAGAAGACAAAAACACCUUGUUUUUCCCAUGGUGGCAACCACAUGCUACCUUGCCUGGGAUGUUAACCAGAAAAUGGAUUAAAGACCCCCCACUGUCAAAAGAGCCCUUCACCCAGGAACACCUGGCCCCCUAGUCUCAGGAAAUAAAGCACAGGGAUUAUCUAGUCUUACCAGGUGAUUUGUGGAGGACCCAGCAAGCCACAAUAUGCCCUGUGCGGGCAGGAACAUAGGUGGCCUGCAGUUGCAAAGUAGGAGCAGGAUAUCCUUGGCAGGUGUCCUGGUGGGAAGCAGCCUCCUCUCACCCCCACCAUGUUCAGGCAGGAGAUGCAGUCAAAACCAACCUGUUCCAAGUGUACAAACAGCUGAAAGCACACACCAUAUUUAGACCCCACAAGCCAAAGUUGUUUGGGAGCAAGCCAACUGCUGACCUGUUCCUGGACUCACAGUUCACAGGGUGGGGCUCUGCUUCCACCUGGCUGGACUUCUGAGAUGUUUUCUGCAAACCUAGACAGUUCAAGAAUUUCCUUUCCCAGACAACUCAGAGGAAACAAAAAGCAAAGCCUCAGGCUUGGUGGACAGAACCAUUGUAAGGGUGUUUUCAUGGUAAAUGAGCUACUCUUGUUACUGCAUUUGGGCCACACAUGUGACUAGCAUCCUUUGCAUUGUUUCCAAAUGAAGACCCAAGGCAGCAGAGCACCCAUUUGAACAAGUGUUUCUGUGUGUAUGUGUGCGCACAUGUGUGUCCAUGCAAAGGAGUGGGGAUGCAGAGAAUGAAACCAUAGUAAAAGGAAAGUUUCUUACCAGGUUUUUUCUCAUCCCGGAAGCCUCUUCAUCGAAUGAGUCAUUAAAAUACGACAGGACUAAGCGACACACUGCUGGGUACUGUUUCCAGAGGAGCACCAGUCAUCAAGGUGUCUGGUCUCAGUCCAGUUUCCCUAGACGGAUUUGCAGUUAGGAGGAGGUGGUAGCAUAACCUGUCUUUGCUGCCCUGACCAUCCAUCCCUUCCGUUCUCUCCCCCAUUGUCUGUGUGUUUUGUAAACGUGUGCCCAUUUUUAAUAAUUUAAUUUGUUUAAAAGUAACCUGGAACCCUAUUUAUGAGGUACUAUUAGGUAGAAGUUAAAAGUAAAACCUGGCUAUGCCAUAUGAGUGUGGGACCUUAGGCAAGUUACAAGCUUCCAUUUUCUCAUCUGUAAAAUGAGGAUAAUAACUUCCUAUCUCUUAAUAGUUGUGGGAGUUAUAUCAGUCAGCUUUGCUGCAGGAAUAAAUAACACCAAAAAUCUCAGUGACUACAACUAGAGCACAGGUGGCAAACACAAGGCCCACAGGCCAAAACCUGCCCUCCACCUUGUUUUAUCUGACCAGCGCUUUGUUUCUAUCCAGGAGCAGCCCCUAGUUAAGGAGUGGUUACAUUUAUACAGUCUUAAAAUUACAUUUGGCCUUUUGGAGUCAAAUGUGAGGCUGAUGUGGCCCCUGGUACAAAUGAGUUUGACACUCCUGAACUAGAGCAUUUCCAUGUUACAAUUGGCUAUAGGUGACUACAGGUAGUCAUACGUAUCUCUACUCCAUGUGUCUUCUCUCUUGGGCCCUAGACUGAAGGAGCAGCCCCUACUUGGGAAACAGUAUUCUCAAGGCAGAAGGAAAGAACAGGGUGAUGGCAGAAACAGUGAUUCAAAGCUUUCCUAAGGGACAUGAUAUCUUUGUGUCUACUCAUAUGCAGUUGGCCAAUCAAUGCUAUCCACACAUAAAGUCAACAUUAGUGGAAUGAGUUGACACUCACUAGGAGGCGCUGAAAGUCACACAGCAAUAAGCAAAGAUGUAAAAUCCAAGAAGGAUACAGCGUAUGCUCAGGAACCAUACCACAGGAAUAUUUCUGAGGAAUGAGAAACUACAAGUGCUUCAAACAGUGCCUGACAUAAAAUAAACAUUCGGUAUUGACUAUUAUUUACUAAUAAAUAGAAGGUAUAAAAAACCCUGCCUGUUUUCUCCCUCUCCUUUUUCUCUGUAAUCUUCCCACUCCUUCCCACCCCGUGUCCUUUUCUGUCUCUUGUGUCUCUCCAUGCCUACCUCCUACUCUGUCCACUUUUGGCUACUCACACACCUUUAUUUCAUUAUUUUCAUCACUCUCCUUUUUAAAAUUUGUUUCUUUACCCAUUUCUCUACUUCUCUAAUCUACACAUCUCUGGACCUUCUAUAGUGGGCCCAGUUGUUUUCAGGUACAGGAAAAAGGCAUAAUCCACCUUUAUAUAGGUCAUGAAAAGAGUUAAGUUUUAAUUAAUGCCUGUCUUACUAACUAAAUGUUUUUUAGUAUAUUUUACCAUAUUUUAAUGUACAUAGAACAAAGCACCCAAGCAGGUCACUUUUGUUCUUGAAACUGUCAAGUGAUGGUGCCACUUUUUUCAGUGCCAACAGCUCAAUGUUGUUAUAGCUCAAUCAUGAAGCAGCAUAGCUAUGGAACAACUCAGCUGCAAGGUAGCCCUGGGGUUAGAGAGCUCUGCUCUGCUCCCUUCUGCUGCCACAGCAAGACUUUUUCAGUGUUUCUUCACACCAGUAGAAGAAACAAGGCCUCUGUCUUCAGUGGAAAGGAGCACUGUGUUCCCCAGCCAGCGGGGAGCUGACUUAUUUAAAUAGAAGUCUCCACCUCUGGUCCCUGAUUGGUCUGUCCUCAUGCAAAUGAGGACUUUAAUUCCUUGUAGUUUGAUUGGUCUAAAAAGCAUUGUCUUGAUUGAUCAAAAUGGAACUGCUAUAAUUUGUCAGUGAAGAUAUCGAUGGGGGAGGAGGAAUAGAGCUACACAGCUCUGAUUGGAUUAAGGAAAGGCCUCAGUCCUAUUGGUUGAAAUACAAUUCCAGCAACUCCCAUAUAAGGGCUGGCUCAGAAGUCAGGAAUACAAUGCAGGCAGGCAGUUCAGGGCAGGCUUCUCUCUGAAGUAUGGCUUGCAUGAAAGGCCCCUGUUUAGAAAGGGCUGCUAGGCCUGCUUUCAAAUUUGAGCCCAGUUAGCUGACUUGAACGCUUGUCGGUAGGUAACUUCUUUCUUAGGAUCCACACAACUUAUCCUAAGCUGUCUCUGACCAUUGCCCACUACUCCACUCCCUCCAACUACCAGUAUCAACACUUCUAAUAAUAAUUUAAUAAAAGUAACAGCAGUGCCUCUUAUUUAUGUUAUGCACUGUGCUAAGUCACUUACAGUACCUCAUUUAAUCUUUGCAGUAUCAUUUAAUCAGUCUAGCUAUUAUCUGGAUUAUAGAGUUGAUAUGCCUUGUCUAGGCCUUAAUCAGUUUCAUGCUUUCCCACUUGGAAAGCAGAAAACCCCAGGUGGAGCUAAUCUGGCUUCUACCAUCAACUAGCAGUACUACCUCAGGCAAGUCUCCCUCUCUCAGCCUCCUUUUACUGGUCUGUAAGAAAAAUAUGAUUCCUGCAUUGUGAGAUUAUAACAAAGAUGAAUGACAAGAGAAUAGAUGUAAAAACACUUUGUAAACAAUGAAGUAUCUUAUAAAUGUUUUCAUUCAACAAAUACUUGCUGAGUGCCUGCUACCUGCUGAGCACUGUUCUUGGCACUGCAGACACAAGGAACAAGAAACAGACCAUGAUAGCUUUGUGUGCCACUCUAAGGCCAUGAGCUUUUGUUCUAAUGACAUGAGGAACCUAUAAAGGUUUUGAACAAAAUUACUGUCAUGUUCUGACUUGGGUUUUAAGAGGAUCUUUCUGGGGCUGUGAGUAGACUGUGGAGAUCAGUGAGAAAGCCACUGCAACAAUCUUGAAAGAUGACAGCAGCUUGCUGAAGGUUAUCGCAGUAGAGGUGAAAUCGGCUUGAUUCUGGACAUAUUUUGAAGAUAAAGCCAACAGAAUUUCAAUGGAUUGGAUUUGGGUUUUGCACGAAAAGGCAACAAUGACAUCAUUUGGGGCCUAUGCAACCGAAAAGCUGGAAUUACCAUUAUUUGCUGGGAUGAAAACUGUUGAAGUAAUAGGUUAGGUGAAUACAGUAAAUUCAUUCAAGGGUAUGUUAGGUUUGCAGUAUCCAUCCCACAUGCAAACAGUGCUGGGUAAUCAACUGGAUAUACAAAUCUGGAAUUCAAUAAUAAUCGUAUCUCAGGGUGGGACUGGAGUUACUAGGUCAGGAGUCUUCAGCACAUAUGGAUGGUAUCUGAAGUUACUGACUGGAGGAGUUGGCAGGGGAAUGAUGGUACUAGCAGAGAGGUCAGAUGACCCAGUACUGGCCAGCUUGGCUAAGGAGAAGGAUCCAGCAAGCGAGGAGAACCGGAGGAGUGUUGACUAUCACGCGACUGGGAAAAGACCUGUUCCAAUCCUUGAUCGUCCACCCAUAUACUGUAAAGUUGAUCAAACUUCUUCUAAACCUUGAUUUCGUGGUAUGUAGAAUGAGUAUGAUCAUUCUGAUAUAGGAAACUUUGAAAAACCUCUGUUUAACCUUUAUUUGCCCAGGCCCCAGGCGCCCUGGGGAGAAUGAUGGGGCUGUCUAGGAUAAGUAAACAACAGUGCAUUAGCUAGGACUGAGAUUAACACCCCUGCUUCUGUGUCCUUAGAGCCCUGGAACUGAAUAAUGGGAGCCUUUAACCUCUACCCCGUAAAUAGAACUAACUUCCGCAUUCCGCUUCUGUAUCCCGCCUUGCCACGUAGACAAGAAGACCCUAAUCUAUAAAAACCCCAGGAAUCCUUUGUUCAUUGCUCAGAAUUUGGAAAUGAUUCCUCUGAACCCAUGCAUGUAAAAUAAACCUCGUACUCCAAAA
Messenger RNA from Artibeus jamaicensis (Jamaican fruit-eating bat), 9919 nucleotides. RefSeq names its product Ras association domain family member 4 (gene RASSF4). The coding region runs from base 227 to 1195 and encodes 322 amino acids. Gene Ontology annotation, biological process: signal transduction. The transcript is spliced from 12 exons. NCBI's taxonomy places the organism in Eukaryota, Metazoa, Chordata, Mammalia, Chiroptera, Phyllostomidae. The record is from RefSeq and is a predicted model, not a curated record.